AUGAUGGAGAGGAUAAGAAAAGAAAUGAUUCUGAUGGAAAGGGGACUACACAGCCCAGUGGCAGGCAAGAGGAUCUCCAACCUCUCUGAUUCGACCGGGAACGCGGUGCUGGAGGCCCUGGAAAAUUCUCAACACGCAGGUCGUCUCAGCCCGAGAAUAACUUCCGCCUCGCUCCACGGUAGUCUCGGGGAUAUUCCCACCAAAGCGAAGUUUGAAAUCGACAGUUUAUUCGGAAAUCACCACAGCAGCGACAAUACCUCCUCCACCGAAGUGUCGUCCUCUGAAAGCAGGAAGAAAAUACAUUUUUAUCCUGAAGUUUCUCCAGACUCCGAUAUGAACAGCGAUGUGGAGGUGGGAUGCCCGUCUCAUCGCUCACCGGGCAGUGUCAGCCAACAUAAAGAAAACAACAGUAAAGGUUUUUCAGACAGUAGGCCUAAUUCAGGAACAUCCAAUACAAGUUCAUCGUCUGUCUCCAACCUAAACGGCAAUUCCAUCGGUAACUCCAGCAGCUCGAGCGCGGACCAGGUGAGGAGGUAUCGGACUGCUUUCACACGAGAACAAAUUGGAAGAUUGGAAAAAGAAUUUUACAGGGAAAACUACGUCUCAAGACCCAGGAGAUGUGAACUGGCCGCAGCACUAAACCUUCCCGAAACAACAAUAAAGGUGUGGUUUCAGAACCGACGAAUGAAGGACAAGCGGCAGCGGUUGGCCAUGUCCUGGCCACAUCCCGCCGAUCCCAGCUUCUACACCUAUAUGAUGACGCAUGCAGCCGCCACCGGAAGUCUGCCUUAUCCUUUCCAUUCCCACAUGCCACUACACUACUACCCCCAUGUCGGUGUCACGGCAGCAGCUGCUGCGGCAGCCGCCUCAGGAGCCGCUCCAUCGCCUUUUGCUACCUCUCUCCGUCCCCUUGAUACUUUCCGUGCGCUCUCUCAUCCCUAUUCGCGCCCAGAGCUGUUGUGUAGCUUCCGACAUCCAGGACUAUACCAGUCACCCGCUGGCUUAAACAGCUCCGCAGCGGCGGCGGCGGCGGCGGCGGCAGCGGCUGCAGCGGUCAGCGCACCCUCAGCCACGGGGCCGUGCUCAUGUCUCAGCUGCCACAGCAGUCAGGCGGCCAGCGCACUGGGCUCCAGGAGCGCCAGCUCUGAUUUCACCUGCACGGCGAGCGGGCCGAGGUCUGAGAGCGGAUUUUUGCCAUACUCGGCAGCAGUUCUCAGCAAAACUGCGGUGCCCUCACCAGACCAGAGAGAAGAAAGCGCACUCAAUAGAUAG
Messenger RNA from Xyrauchen texanus (razorback sucker), 1272 nucleotides. Its product is annotated as homeobox even-skipped homolog protein 2-like. Gene Ontology annotation, biological process: regulation of transcription by RNA polymerase II. Gene Ontology annotation, molecular function: DNA-binding transcription factor activity, RNA polymerase II-specific; RNA polymerase II cis-regulatory region sequence-specific DNA binding. NCBI's taxonomy places the organism in Eukaryota, Metazoa, Chordata, Actinopteri, Cypriniformes, Catostomidae. The coding region runs from base 1 to 1272 and encodes 423 amino acids. The record is from RefSeq and is a predicted model, not a curated record. Gene Ontology annotation, cellular component: nucleus. The transcript has 3 exons.